CAGCAAGCAGUCUGAAGUGUUCUUAUUAUACCUCAGUGGUUUGAAGCCAGUUGUGUGCCAGGUGACAGUAUUGCACGACACGUCAAGAGUAUCCCCACUGUAAAGCAUGCCAAAAGUUGCACUGGUGACUGGUUCCAAUAAGGGGAUUGGAUUUGCAAUCGUGCGGUCGCUUUGCAAGCAGUACAAUGGUGAUGUUUUCCUUAGUGGCCGGGAUGCUGGCCGUGGAACUGCGGCUGUCGAGAGCCUGAAUUCUGAAGGGCUGAAACCUCUCUUCCAACAGCUUGACAUCAACGACCCAGAAAGUGUGCGCGCGGCCCGAGAUUUCUUCAAGGAGAAAUAUGGUGGCCUUGAUGUGCUCAUUAACAACGCUGGGAUUGCCUUUAAAAAUGCUGAUACUACACCCUUUGGAACCCAAGCUGAGGUGACUCUCAAAACGAACUUCUUUGCCACAAGAGACAUGUGCAAUGAGUUUCUCCCCAUUAUCAAACCAGGAGGGAGGGUGGUGAAUGUGUCCAGUGGUAUGAGCUCCAUCGCCUUGAACCGCUGCAGCCCUGAACUCCAGGCCCGGUUCCGCAGCAAUGACAUCACAGAGGAGGAGCUGGUGGGGCUGAUGGAGAGGUUUGUCCAGGAGGCCCAGGCAGGGGCGCACUCCCAGGGGGGCUGGCCCGACACAGCCUAUGGGGUGUCCAAAACAGGCCUUACCGUGCUCUCCAGGAUCCACGCCCGCAAGCUGAGGCAGGAGAGACCAGCUGACCAGAUCCUCCUGAAUGCGUGCUGCCCAGGCUGGGUUAGGACUGAUAUGGCUGGGCCCAACGCCACCAAGUCACCAGACGAAGGCGCCAUCACCCCCGUUUACCUGGCCCUGCUUCCUGCGGGGGCUGGGGAGCCGCACGGACAGUUUGUGUCAGACAAGAAGGUCCAGCCGUGGUGAGGAUUAGGUCAUCGAGUAAUGGGUGUAUUCUGGAGGGGUUUUCAGAGUCUGGCUGUUCUUAUCUGUGGGAAUGGGGGUUAAAUGCACUGUAUACAUUUUAAAGGACAACACCACAGGAAAAUUCAGAAAUGUUGAUUUUGGUACACAAAAAUUUGUAAACCCAGGUGUAUUUAAAAAAUAAUCCAAUCUCACUUUAAUUGUGUUUUUCAGGUCAAUGGAAAUAACCAUAUUUUUAGCAACUACAUAUGAUAUUGUAUUUAUUUAAACAUUCUAUAAACUUGAACUUAUUUUCACACAAUGUAUCAUGCUUAGUUAAUGUGCUUAUGUGUGGGAAAUACAGCACAUUGUGAAUGCCUUGACUUUAAAACGUGAAUUUUGUUUUUAUGUUCACUCGUUUGUCUUCCUUUUUAUUGUGGACUAUUAAAGGUGCAAAACUA
Messenger RNA from Coregonus clupeaformis (lake whitefish), 1368 nucleotides. It is a transcript of the gene cbr1, whose product is annotated as carbonyl reductase 1. The transcript is spliced from 4 exons. The record is from RefSeq and is a predicted model, not a curated record. Bases 107 to 931 code for a protein of 274 amino acids. Gene Ontology annotation, molecular function: carbonyl reductase (NADPH) activity. NCBI's taxonomy places the organism in Eukaryota, Metazoa, Chordata, Actinopteri, Salmoniformes, Salmonidae.